This is a messenger RNA of Coccidioides posadasii C735 delta SOWgp, 1071 nucleotides long. The record is from RefSeq and is a predicted model, not a curated record. NCBI's taxonomy places the organism in Eukaryota, Fungi, Ascomycota, Eurotiomycetes, Onygenales, Onygenaceae.
AUGGCUUGGCGGUUUCUCUUCAAAUGUCUAGCCUACGGGUUCGCCAUCGCCGCAUGGAACAAGCUUGUCUGGAGGCCUUUUCUCAACUUUCUUGAGGACAGCGAUGGCGAUGAGGAUGAGGAGUCACAAAUCGAAUGGGAGACGGAGCAAAGAGUACCCGAUAGGGAAGAUCGCGCAGAACAUGACCGAGAUCCGUUAUUUAUUCCGUUGGCUAUGCCGAGCCUUGUGGACGGCCCACGCUACACCCGAGACGGCCCGGAGUGGACGGCCUUUGUCAAGAUUGCAGAGGAUGAGCAGUGGUUGUCAGAAUUGCAGGCUGAGCUGGCGGAUAUUGUGCAUACGAUUCUGACGAGGCAUCCGCUGGUCUCCGACCGGCUAGGCCAGCCUUCUUGGAUCAACCAAGCCAUGCUUAACCCAAUAUUUCCGACCACAGCACCCCCAGAGUACCGCCAUCUUGGAUUUGAAAUUCACGACGACGGCACUGUCGAUACAGUGACACGCCAAAUUCCAAUGGAUGAAGGGGCCAGGUUUCGGGAUAUCAUAGUCCCUUCAGCCUUUGUCCUCUCUUUGGUUGGGGCAGGACAGACAUUUUUCAAAUUGAAAAUAGCGAAACUUAGAUCGUUCCUUGCGGAUAAUUCAAACCCAGCUCAGGAGCAACGUCAAGAAAGUGGAUCUUCACAGCGCGCAUCAUCUCCUUCAAGCGCUAGAGGUCCCGGGUCAACAGCUUUGUCACAGAAACAAUCGAAUUAUGCUGCCAAUGACUCUUUGAAAGGGGCUAUUCCCAAAAUUGAAAGCUCACCUCAGCUCCGUUCUGAUGAGAAAUCGAGCUUUAAAUCCAUUCUUUCUACCGUUCCCGAACCAGACCCUGAUUUCAUGGCGGCUGCGGAUACUUUUAAACAGCUGUUGCGAAACAGGCCGCCAAACCACUCUAUACCACGAGGCUGCUUUUUCGUGUGGGGCAUGGUCUCUAUACGAGGCCAAAAAGGGGAUUGUAUUGUCCAUGUUAAUGCACUAUAUGACCCUUCGGAAGCGGCUCUUCCACCUAAUACCCGAAAGACCUCUUGCGAAUAA